This is a messenger RNA of Triticum dicoccoides, 954 nucleotides long. RefSeq lists its product as uncharacterized. Lineage: Eukaryota; Viridiplantae; Streptophyta; Magnoliopsida; Poales; Poaceae. The transcript is spliced from 4 exons. The coding region runs from base 141 to 644 and encodes 167 amino acids. The record is from RefSeq and is a predicted model, not a curated record.
CUUUAUUCAUUAGAUAUAAGAAGUACAUCGUUUGUGAGGAUCAUUACAAUUUCAUCUACCGGUUCCUCAAACCGAGCAGAAGUCAAGGAAAAUCUAGAGACGAAUUGACUUCCGUUUCUCCUUUGGAAAUCUUGCUGCAAAUGGGUUAUGCCCGAUUGGGACGAUUCUUAAUCAGGGAAAUACAGAGGGAAGUACAUUAUUAUUCGGAAGCAAUGGAGAGGAUGAUGGAACUGAUGCAAACUAACGGAGUACAAAAUGUGGCACGCAAUUAUACCAGUAGAAUUGGGGGCUUUGAGGAAGUCAGCAGAAACUUUGAAGACAUUGCUACAGAGCUGGCCAAAGGGUUUCCUUUGGUUGUUGAUAUUUUGCCUGGGAGAAGUUUUUAUGAUCUUAUGUAUGGCGAAAUAUACAGGUGUCCAUAUAAUGACAGGACUAAACCAGCCGGACUAACAAUGGGUAUCCACACCGUCGUUCUUGUGGGUGCUGCAAGGGUUGGACCAGAUGAUUACUUCUACUUUUUAAAUAGUUAUGGAGAAGAAUGGUGUUUGAGGAUUGAGAGGGACACGCCGAAGGAAAUUGGAGGUGUAGGUAAACUUAUCGCCAAUGAUAUCUGCAAUGCUCCUUUCAAGUUUUGGAGAAUGUGAUACCUUGUUUUGAGCUCUUAAAAAGGCAAUAGAGUUGCAUUGCCUCCUAGCAGGUGAGCCAUUGGUACUUCCAUGCUUCUACUGGAUGAAUGAUUAAGUUUGAUUACUUAGUAUGGAUAAUUGGGCUCUUGGUACUUGUGAGGGAAGGGAUUUAUUUUUCAGUGGAUGUUGUUGGGGUCUCAUUUGUGUGAUCAAUUGAAAGAUCAAAUGUAUAACAGUGAUGAGCAGCAGUUUCAUUCUUUUGCCAUGUAUUAUUCGUGUGAACAAGUGAACAAUUGUUUGUAUGUAUGAAUUCCGUGAUUGGUCCUGU